Fusarium fujikuroi IMI 58289 is the source of this 903-nucleotide messenger RNA. RefSeq lists its product as uncharacterized. The transcript has a single exon. Lineage: Eukaryota; Fungi; Ascomycota; Sordariomycetes; Hypocreales; Nectriaceae. Bases 1 to 903 code for a protein of 300 amino acids. The record is from RefSeq and is a predicted model, not a curated record.
AUGAGUCUUGAUCCUGACUACGAUGUGGAUGCCGAGGAAGGUAUCUCCUUUGGCAUCUCACUUGCGCCCAAAGGCGAGGAGGGGAAUGAAUUUCGCACGCAGAAUGAUCCGUUAGAUCCUUACCAGCGUGAGAACAUCAUUGAACGCAAAGGCGCCGUCGACAUUCGCUGCGCUAGUAUCGACAUUAUUCACGGCCUGUUUGACCCCGAAGGUGAUACUUUAUGUACUCUACUGGUACUUGAAUUUCGAUUUGACCCGAGAAAGCGAGCGCGGCGCAUCGCACAUGUCGAUAUUGAGCUGAGGUUCUCUGCCAGUGAGAAAGGCGUAGCCGACCCUCAUGUUUUUGCCAUCGCGCCCAACGGCAACUUGAGAUUUGACCAGACUACACAGACAGAGACAACAACUACUGGAGGCGACGUGACCCUCGGCGCCGGCGCAGCUGGAGUGGAGUUAGGAAGUGGUCUGAAGUAUGAGCGUGAAGUCGCAAGAGAGAUGACCUACGCUGCGGCCGUGACAGGAUCAAUCGACCUCCGCGGACGAAACUAUGGCAAGCCAAACUGUGCGUCUUGGACACUGUUGGAGAACCCUGGGACAAAAACUGGUGUACCUGUCUCUAUGCGGACAGCCAUUCUGCUCAAGCGGAGGGACGAGGGACGUUUCCAAUGCGUGGUGACUGUCAACGCCAAGGCCGACUGGAGAACGUCGAUGGAAUGGCUUGUCGGCACCACAAAACGUGAUGAUCCAGUACUACUUGACCCGACGCUGGCUCCGACGAGUGAUAGGUACAGGGACAUGGAGAUGAAGCUUGGGGAACUAGAUCUAAACGCUAUCUGUGAUAUCACCUCGGCCAACGUGAUUGAGAACUCUGUCAAGACAAAGAAGAUAGGUAGUCAGAGCUCCUGA